CGAUAUUGCUCAUGCGGAAGUAAGCUGACGGUGGUGAAUUUAAGGGUUUUGCCCUCUACACUAUAGUACUUGACAGGGAGAUGAUGAGUCCCUCAUGAAGACGAUCCAUAUGGCUAACGGAUUUCAACAUAUGAACAAGACCGUUCUCCUAGCCAAGGAGAACGGCGUCCUUGUCGGCGCGCACCCAUCGCUGCCUGACAGGCAAGGAUGGGGUAGGCGUGAGAUGGUCAUUGAGCCCGAAGAGCUCGCGUCGUGCUUCAUCUACCAAGUUGGCGCACUCACAGGUUUCCUGAAGCUCCAUAGCGUGGAUAUGUAUCAUAUCAAACCCCACGGAGCUGUCUAUGGCAUGACCGCCCGUAACAUGGAUCUCGCUCGCGCAGCGGUCGGAGUGGCCAAGACGUUCGGAGUCGCUUAUAUGGGCCUCGCUGGGACAUGUCACCAGACUGCCUGCGAAGAGCUCGGCGUCCCAUUCAUCACCGAGUGGUAUGCUGAUAUGGAGUACGCCCCAGAUGGCAAACUCCUGAUAACCAAAAAACACGAUCCCAUCACACUCGAUGUCGUCACAGCCCGGGUCUCGAAAAUGCUCUCCGAAGGUCUUAUCACGGCCAAGGAUGGUACCUUCUUGCCUUUGGGCACCGGCGUUAAGGACGUAUCCAUUUGCUGCCACUCCGACACUCCGGGCUCGGUCGAGAUUGCGAAACUCGUGAAGACCAUGGUGGACGAGAACAACGCACACUUGAACUGAUACUAGCGGUAGUCAUUGGUCGAAGAUGCGAUGAUGUGUAUUUGUAUCGAUGAGAUGCAAGAUUGUAAUAUUGCCGUGUUCCUACUCUCA
Fomitopsis serialis is the source of this 835-nucleotide messenger RNA. RefSeq names its product lactam utilization protein lamb. Lineage: Eukaryota; Fungi; Basidiomycota; Agaricomycetes; Polyporales; Fomitopsidaceae. The transcript has 9 exons. Gene Ontology annotation, biological process: carbohydrate metabolic process. The record is from RefSeq and is a predicted model, not a curated record. The coding region runs from base 95 to 745 and encodes 216 amino acids.